CUGAAGAGAGCUUUAAAACUUCUUCAUUUGUUUGUGAAUCACAGGUUCUUUGAUACACUCAUAACUCUGGUUGUCUUGGCCAAUCUCCUGUAUCUCAUUAUCUACAUCAUAGUCCAUGUGGACCGUUGUAAUGCUCAAAACAAUGCAAUGACUCUAGAGGACUUCAGAAAAUUAGACAUCAACCAGUACUUCUGUUCAGCAAGGCUAGGAAUAGCUGGUUCAUUUAUUUUUAACUUUAUUUAUUUAAUUGAAGUGAAUUUAAAGCUAUUUCUUAAUGGACCAGUGAAAUACUUUAGAAAAUGGGCAAACUGGGUUGAUUAUAUUCUUGUGGUUGGUUGUUUUAUCUCCCUAUGCAUUGAGAUAGGACUCGUUCAAAAUGAUGCUGGCAAUUCAAAUUUUAGAUACAUAGCUAUGAUACGCCCACUCAAAUUAUUAAGAUUGCUUCGUUUAAAAAAGAACUAUUUCUUUUUGAUCCGCAUACUAAUAGUACUUUCAGCAAGAAUGGCAAGUGUCUUUAUCCUUUUAAUGAUUGUGUUCUACUCAUUCUCAAUUAUUGGCAUGGAAGUUUUCACUGGUAGAAAUAAUACUGUCUAUCCAGGUUGCUGCAAAAAUGCAGAAUUCGGUGUUGGUGAGUAUUAUGAAAAUAACGGUUCAAGGCCUGAUGAUGCUCACUUGUACUGGCUCAACAAUUUCACAACACUUUACAGCAGCUAUGUGACACUAUAUGAAGAGAUGGUUGUUAAUAAUUGGUUCAUUCAAAUGGAAGGAUUUGUAUCGACUACUAGUGAAGCAGCCAGACUGUAUUUCAUUUUAUUCUGGAUGAUAAGCACACUUGUUGUCAAUAUUGCCAUAGUCUACAUUGUUGAUGCUUUUGAAUCUGGUAUAUUAGCAUUGAAGGCUAGUAAAAAAAAUGAAGAAAUACCAUCAGGAGAAUUGAAAAGAGUAACAAAAAUAUUACUGAAAAGCUCUGAAGUUAGAAUCUUAUCGAAUGUCAUCCAUUUAAAAGCUGUAUAUGAACUUGGGAAAGGCUUUUCAAUUAACAGAUGGAUCAGAAAACAUUAUGAUAUUCCUGCUAGAACAAUAGAGUUGUAUGGAGGUGAGUUUAGAGGAAAAAGAAUAAUGACAAAUGAUGACCUUCGAACUAUCAUUUAUGAAGGAGAAAUAGAAGAAUGGAAGAAGAAAUUUGAUGAAGAGCGUGCAUUGCUAGUGUUAAAACAAAAAGGAGGUAACAUAGCAAUUCACAAGGAGACUCCACGUGAACAUGCAAAGAGAAUAAUUCUCACGGUAGCCAAGCAACUUUUCUAUUAUUUACUAGGAUGAAGAAUACUAAAUUUAUUGUGUGUAUAUGACAGUAUGUGUGUGUACAAAUACACAUUAUGAUGAAAUUUUAAUUACAUGUUUGGGUUAAUCAACAUAAUAAUAAUAAUAAUAAUAAUAAUAAUAGUAAUAAUAAUAAUAAUAAUAACUUUUUCUCUUACUAUCUCAUCAAUCUCUCAA
Molecule: messenger RNA, 1497 nt
Organism: Amphimedon queenslandica
Lineage: Eukaryota; Metazoa; Porifera; Demospongiae; Haplosclerida; Niphatidae
Product: two pore calcium channel protein 1-like
Exons: 14
Coding region: 148-1320 (390 amino acids)
Biological process (GO): monoatomic ion transport; transmembrane transport
Cellular component (GO): lysosomal membrane; endosome membrane
Molecular function (GO): voltage-gated channel activity; monoatomic ion channel activity
Source: RefSeq, a predicted model, not a curated record